This is a messenger RNA of Enterospora canceri, 1401 nucleotides long. Lineage: Eukaryota; Fungi; Microsporidia; Enterocytozoonidae. The record is from the annotation of a GenBank genome assembly.
AUGCUUGGUGAUAUCACAUUGAUCAUAAGCGGAAUAUUCGCUGCUGAGUUAAAUGAUAAAGAAGAAUUGACUGAUUCGAGUGUGCAGCACACGAGUGAUCUUUUAGAUGGAAGAGGCGAACUAAAUAAUGAAAGAAACAGGCCUCAAUUGCAAAGGGCUUUGAGUCAAAUUUCUUUAUCCUUGAAACAAGAUGAAUUGGAGAAAGCAAUUGAUGAACUUGAUAGCAUUUCAUUCUCAACCGAAUCAUCGAAUACUUGCAAUGAUCUAAAAACACCGCCUGGCUUUUAUGAUAAUGUAAAACCGCCUUGCAAUAACUUGGAUACACCACCUGGUUUUUAUGAUAAUGCAGGGCAGAGACCAAAUACUACUGAGACUGAUGGAAUAAUUUGCUUACAAGAUCCACCCAAAACAAUUAAAAAGGUGCCAUUUAAACAAAGCGAAACCAUCAUUGCGUACACAGAAUUCACUAAGAAAUCAGGUAAACCUGAUUUAACUAAUCAAAAAGAGUUUGAGAAAAUGGUUCGUAAAUUGCUAGAAUACAUCAAAAACUCUGAAACAGAUAUAGUUAAGAAGUAUCUCAAGGGAUAUGGUUUCUCAGAAGUUGUUGUAUCUGAAAAAACACAAAUCUAUGUAAGUGAAAAUCAUUGCCUAAAAAUCAAUGUUGCAACACGAGAUAAAGGAAUAGAACCGCAUAUGCUUGAAAAAGUGAAGAGCAAACAUGUGAUAAAAAUGAUCUGUUAUGAAAUCUACACAAUAAAAUACAGUGAUGAAGCAGAGCAAGCAGAAUCAGAAGAUUAUAUCGUGGCAUUUAUGCUACUGGAAAAACUCGAUUUCAUUGUAUCGCGAGAAAUGAUCAAAACAGAGGAUGAUAUAAGAAUAGUUGCAAGGGAUGUCCUACGAGGGUUGGUUGAUCUACAUAAGGUAGAUAUAACGCACACUGAUAUCAAAUGCAAUAACGUAAUGUGUAAAAUGGAUGAACAUGGUAAACCUACCUGGAAACUGAUUGAUCUGGAUAUUGCAUGCAAUACCAAAUUUGGAUUAUUCAAAUGCAAAGAGCCAUGGUGUUUACCGUAUUGGUUUCUACCACCUGAAUAUGCCAUAAGUGAUAUAUUCACAGCUGUAGGUGAUGUAUGGAGUUUGGGAUUGCUGCUUUAUCAAAUGUUAUACCCUGAGAAAAGUGAUAGUAAGGUUAGAAAGGUACUGAAGAUGCAAUUGGGUUUUCAUUUUGGAUAUCGAUACACCAAUUGUUUGAAAGUCAAUUUAAGAGAGAAAAUACCACUCGUAUAUCCAGAAAACUGCUCGGAUUCGCUUAGAAAUUUUAUUGAUCAAAUGUUAACUGCUGAUUUUCAGAAUAGACCAACGGCACUGGAAAUGCUACGACACGAAUUCUUGAAUGAAUAA